Messenger RNA from Paramacrobiotus metropolitanus, 718 nucleotides. RefSeq names its product ELAV-like protein 2. The record is from RefSeq and is a predicted model, not a curated record. Bases 11 to 718 code for a protein of 235 amino acids. Gene Ontology annotation, cellular component: ribonucleoprotein complex. NCBI's taxonomy places the organism in Eukaryota, Metazoa, Tardigrada, Eutardigrada, Parachela, Macrobiotidae. The transcript has 4 exons. Gene Ontology annotation, molecular function: RNA binding.
UGCAGCAGGAAUGGCUCAAUCAACCGUGACGAUGCAGAGCACGCAGCAGGAAGCCCGUCGUGAGCUGAUUGUCACGUAUCUGCCCAGCGCCGUUCGUGAAAACUUCCUGCGCAACAUCUUCGCCACGCGGAAGAUUCUCGGCCCUGACGCGACGCUGGAGGAAUGCCGUGUGGCCAUGCGCACCGACGCGACAGGUCGGGAAACCAGCCGCUGCUUCGCCUUCCUGACGUACAGCCAUGCGGAGGCGGCCGCGCGCGCUAUGGAGGAGCUUAACGGAUUCUGUCUCCUUGAUGCAGCUGCUCCGUGGGAGGUGGACGCCGACGGCCGUCCCACGCGCAAAGCCAAGCGCAUCAAGGUGGCGUAUUGUCGGCCGUCCAGCGAGGCGCACCCUCACAGCAACCUGUUCGUGACCGGCAUCCCGUGUGCGUGGCGGCUGGCGGAUCUGCAGCGCCACUUCAGCCAGUGGGGCGGCACCAUCACCGCCAGCAAGAUCGCGCCGCGCGAAUGUCCCUGUUACGGUGGCGUUAAACCGUGCGCGCUGACCAACUGGGGCUUCGUCCGCUUCGCUCGCCAGCAGGACGCCGUGACGGCCCGCGACGAAUGCCACAAGGCGAACAGCCCGCAACUGCUGCUGCACGUCACGCUCCUGGACGGCGCCGAUCCGCACUUCCCCAGCGCACUGCCCGCCGCAUCGACCGGCACCGGUUCGCAGCAGUAG